This is a messenger RNA of Eupeodes corollae, 5411 nucleotides long. RefSeq names its product protein virilizer (gene vir). Lineage: Eukaryota; Metazoa; Arthropoda; Insecta; Diptera; Syrphidae. The record is from RefSeq and is a predicted model, not a curated record. The coding region runs from base 151 to 5328 and encodes 1725 amino acids. The transcript is spliced from 4 exons. Gene Ontology annotation, molecular function: RNA binding. Gene Ontology annotation, cellular component: RNA N6-methyladenosine methyltransferase complex.
UCAUCUGUCAACUUGUAAAAAACCAGCACCACACAAAUUUCAUUUCCGAACAAAAAAGUAAAAUUUCUUUUUAAAUUUUCACAAUUACUUGAAUGAAAAAACCAAUUAAACUCCUUUAAUUUACAGUAUAAUUAAUAAUUUAAAAUAAAAAUGGCAGACUUGGACGAUGCAGCCGAGUUGCUAUUUUUCGAUACAUUUUCACAUGAAGUUAACUCGGAUAUAAAUCUUGAUUUAGUGCAGUUUCCGAAACCAGUGUACAUCACUCAGGUGCGUAUAAUUCCCCUGGGCGCACGAGUACAGGCCGACUUUCCGGGAGGAGUUCGUUUGGGCGCAACUAAUCCCUCGAAGUUCGGCAUUGAAUUUUUCGUCAAUGAUCUGGGAAUGCCAGGAGCGUCGACAUUCGAGAACCUUGGUAGUCUCGAAUACAACCAAAACGAUUGCAUACACUUGGAAUGUCAUCUCGAGAAGAUUCCCACUGAUGGCCUCGUCCUGAGAGGCUGGUACAGUACAAUCACUCUGGCGGUCUAUGGGACGCUAACAAAUGCCACCGUGGCCGAUCAGAUUGCCAGUCCACCUCGCGAGCCAAGUGAACCGCCCGCUCCCGAAGAAGUUCUCCUUAUUCCCGAGGAGGAGCCUAUAAAGAUCGAAAAGGCAGACUGGCGACCGGAAAACCUUCCCUUUGAAGCGGGUGCCAUGGAGGUGGAGCAGUUCGACGUCGUCCAGAGUCCAUCGGUGGGUAGUUUCCAAGAACCCGACGACACAGUCGUGUACAAGGCCGAUGUAAGGCUGCGGAAAACAUCUCAUUCUUCAGAUCGAAGUGGAACAUCGAGAACUCGCACUCACUCCGAGAGUCACGAACGCGAUGGCUACACUCGCCAAAAACCCCGGGAAUGGUCCAGAAGCCCAGAAUAUCGACAAUCUGGAAGACGCACCAGAUCCAGUGGAGGCGAUGCAUCCCACAAAUGGCCACGAACUCCUCCACUUGACUCGCCCAUCCGCCCGAGGUCCCCUGAUGUCAUGGAAAGCGACGAAUUCAAAGCAAAGCUGCCUGCCGACCCCCAACCAGCAGCGGAGGAGGAGGAAGAGCAGUUCGAGCCGAUUCUCAGUGAUGAUGAGAUUCUAGGUGACGAUGACGACGCCCAAGAAAUUGAAGACGAAAUCGAUAUCGAGGCUGCGAUAUUCGAGAGAGCAAUUAAGAUCCACAAUCCCUUCAAGACACCCCUGGACAGAUUCGAUGUAAACCUGCAUGACUUGUACUCCAAGGACCUCGAGAAUUUCGGCCUUCUGCUGAAUAAACUCAAAGUCCAAACCAAAAUGGACGACUUUCAUCUUUCCAGCGUCGACGAAAAGGAGAGUCUAGUGUUGAUCUCAGAACAGCUGAUCAAUCAGCUGCUCCACUUCCAUCAGACCUUCCGCCGGAAGACCUUCAUCCUGAAUGCAUUCUUCCAUGACAAGCCAGAGAACCUACAGCUGAUUGGGCAGCUUCUCAAGAUAGCCUUGAGUUUCGAGUGCGCCUGCCUUCAGCCUCAACCCGCCUACAAGAUCCGCCACAUAAAAACUGGAGUCCGACUGAUCGAGCUCCUGUCGCCGAGCAAAGAUAUACUCAACCAGCUGCGGAUUGAGCAGAACCUUGACCCGUUUGCCCAACUCUUUGCUCUCUACCAACAAGAGUACAUGGCACUGUCGAUCAAGCUUAUGGUCCUGAAGGCCAUCUACGCCCUCCUGGACACCAAAGAGGGCGUCCAACUGUUUAUCAACAAUGGAAAAAUUAACGGCUAUCAGCAUUUGUUGACGAACCUGCUCCAGACACCGCUGACUCGGACGAAAUUCGCCCUAAAGUCGAUUGUCAAGAAGAUGAACCUCUACGAAGCUCUGCAGAACAUACGAGAAGAUGUCACCAAGCAGUUUAUUCUGGCCGAUUCAUUCAACGUGCAGCUCUUCACUGAAAUUGAGCUCGCAAUGGGCGAAGUCAUCUCGGCGCUGAAUUCCGACGUCCUCAGCUACCACCAGCCAAAGAGAUUCCUGCCGGUCUCGAAGAAGUUCGAAAUUGUCUACGACACCGCAGCCAUGAAGAGCUACACCAGCAUGAUUGAGUCGUUCUUCAGCAUUCAUUCUCUAUGUGAAUCUAUUCUGUUGAUCUUCAGCAACAAAAGUGUGGUUCCACCUUCGUUGGUUACGAAGACAAUGGAUUUGCUGGAGGCCAUGAUGAAGACUCACGUGGGAAUCGAUUAUUUCGUUGAUGAUUGCUUUGAAGUCAGCCAGGCUCUGGUUAGUUGCCUCUUGGAGGAUCCACAAUUUGUCGAUUCUGAGGAGGUGAUUCCCGAGGAGGAGGAGCUAGACGAUGAUGAACUGAAGAAGGGGAGCGACCUCAACCACUUCCAGAAACUCGGUUUGGCUUUAGCUUUCCGGAUACAAACUCGAUACCACAUCGAUGCGAUUGUCUACACACCUCUAGUCCCCGAGGAGGCCAACUUCUUGGCCACCCACCUCCACGAGCUCUACAGCCAGACCUGUUCAAAUCCAUCUCGCGUCCAUACCGUCGAGACAAUCGCUCUCAACAACUACUUGGAGCCGAUCAUAAAAUUGAUUGAGAAAGAACGUCGCCAGCAGAAUUCCCCUGGUGUCAAGUACAAGUCUCCAGUUUUGAGUUAUGCUGUGGAUAUGGUCGACUGUUGCGUUCGACAUUGCGAUAAUUUGGACUACUUGGUCGAACAUGGAACAACUAUUCUGGAAUUGGCCAAGAACCAUGAGAAUUUUGAGCCAUCUGUGUCGGCAGUGCUGCAGGAGAUGUACGUUUAUCUGAAGCCCCUCGAGAGUGUGAAUAUCUUCGCCUACGACGACAUUACUCCAUUAGUCGAGGUCAUUACUCGCAGUCUGGAGUACAUCACCACAUUCCCCGGGGACCUGAUCAUGGGUUUGCGGAUUCUGCGUUAUCAGUGCAUCGGAGGGGGCAAGACUGCAGCCAGUGCCGAGACCACGGAGCUGAAGCAUCGCUUCAUGGCGUUGCAAUUCUACUCAGCCGAUGGAGUGAUGACUCUGUUGCACAUCCUCGAGAAGUUGUGCCAGUAUUUUGAGCAGCCAGGGCUCCAUGCUCCGGCGUUGAUGACAAUUCAAGGAGUCCACUGUUGCCAGAUAGUUCUGCCGACGUUGCAGGUGUUGAGGGAGAUGCUAACAUUUGGGAUUCAAUGCCGAGAUGUACAGUACAAGGACCUCACGUCGAUUGAGCAUCUCAUGAAGACCUACUUCCUGAUGCACUACAUUCCCGGAACGAGUCAGGCCUUCGAAGAGUCACUAAAGAUAAAGGCGGAGAUCUUGAAGAUCCUCCUGGCGUACACUCAGCCCAAUGAGGAGGAUGAGGACUUGUUGCACAAGAGUUUGUGGACUCAGAUGAUUCGAGAAGUCAUCAAAGCUAUUCUCUCCGGACCGUCGACUUUUAUUCCCGGACUCCAAGUGUUGGCGGAGUUGCUGCCAUUGCCUCUGCCACUGCCAAUCACUGGCCAGUUGCAGGACUCCCAAAUGCAACGAAUGCUCACCGAACGGAAGCUCUGGUCGGCUCAUCUACACCCAGAGAGCGAUCGUUUGGCAUUGAUGAUCGAGACUAUUUGUCCGACUUCAUUCCCCCAGUUGUCCGAUUUGCUGACCAGAGUUUGUCUGCAAUUGGCCGACUUAGCUCCAAAUAUGACGCUUCUAGUUUCAAAGACUCUAACCGAGAUGUUAUGCGCUGAGGGACCGACCGGAGCCGGAUUGGCGAGGAUUCUCAAUUUUUUUGCACAACUAACUUCGUACGCAUCGAUCAAGAGUUCAGCUUUGUCCAUUCUAUCGGGAAAGCUAUGGGAGCUUUUCCAGGGUGUUCUGAUAAAUCCCGAAGAUGGGAUUACUGAGCUGAGUUCGAAGUGCCAGGUGGCAGUUCAUAGAAUCCUUGAAAAUUUCUUUGACUCGGAGAUUUCCUUGAUCUCGCCAUAUUCCACUUCGUUGCUGGAAUUGAAUUUGGCAUCGGCUUUGCCUCCAAGGGAGCUCAUCCCAAAGAUAAUCGAAGCUAUUUUGAAUAAUUUAUUAAAUGCCGAAGUCACUGGCACGGUUACGGUGGCUGCCUCGAGGAAUCUGAUCAUUCUCACGGAGCAUGACAUCACAUUCUAUCAUCUCCGUCAGGCUCUAAUGUCCAAGCGUGAAGAAUUCCAAGGCUGGUUAAAGAAAAUCCUAGAAAUCAACGAGAGUGCAACGUUCCACGGUCUGCUAGAGACUAUUGUACUCCUUAUUCGUGGCCUAACCCACAUUGACAACUCCACAACGGACACAACUAUUCCCAAUCGAACACUAAAGAUGACAACAGCCGAGCUGACAAGUUUGCUGGGCUACAAAAAAGACAGCGAGGAGCAACACAUCCUCAAACGAAUCAAAUCAAUUCUAGAAAAAGUCGAGCCACCCAGUGAAUCGCUGAUGGCUGACAUUGAGAAGAAUAUAACCGAGUUGGAGACCUACGAACCAACUGAGAGUGAUGCGUCAUCCCCGGAGUCCAUAAACGAACCUCAUCUGCCCCAGACUGAGGGCAUUGUCACUCAGUAUGCUGCACGGCCAAUUUUCACCAUCUAUGAGUCCAACGACGAUACUCAGCUCUGCGUGCAGUAUUGGUUAGAUCCUUUGCGCAUUGACACUCUGACUAAGGAGGAUCUGGCUCUUUGCGAGCGAGUGACCUCGGAUAUGGCCGAACUGGUCACUACUUGUCUGCCAUCGGAGACGAAUCUCUCAUCGGACUGUAAGCGGGUGCUGCAUUUGUCGGCUUCGCCACAAUCGAAUCGUGAGCGAACACCAACGGCUCCUUGUUUCCGCACUCGGCGGGUAGAGGUCGAGCCGACUACUGGACGUCCUGAGAAGAAGAUCUAUAUUACCCCAGUUCGUGGAAGGGGCUUUGCCAGAGCGCCGCCAUCUCGAGGGGAUUUGUUCCGUUCCCGACCGCCAAACACUUCGAGACCACCUUCACUGCACGUUGACGACUUCUUGGCUCUGGAAACUUGUGGGGCACAGCCCACCGGUCCGACGGGCUACAACAAAAUCCCAUCUCUUAUGCGAGGAUCACGGGUAGGACGAAAUAGAGGCUCACGCAUUUCCAACGCCGGCAGCGGGCCGUACAGAAAAUCCAAACCCCACAGAACCGCGUCGCCGUCGCCAUGGGAUGCUUCCCUGGCCCCACCGCCGCCACAGCACUUCCGGACGGCCACUUCCGAGCCAGUGGUGACGCCACACUUCAGCAGCGAUCCACACUACUCGCAGUCGCAUUUCGGAGGACAACGCUCUCGAGGACGCGGCCGAAUAAGAACCUAUUUGCGAUAGGCAACAAAAAAAAAACAAAGUUUCUUUUUUUAUUUUGUUCUUCUCUUGUUUCUUAAAAUAAAGAAAAAAAUAUAUAAAUUUUA